AUGACAGGAGAGAACUUCGCUUCGAACCCGAGUUUCGCUAACGACACAUCCAAUGCCUACUUCGAACAUGCCUCUGGCAUUCGCGUGGACACUAAUGCGGUUGUCAUGGAAGCGAUCCGCCGCGAGUACCCUCAACUGCAUCUGACUGUCAUCCCCGUGAAUUCAUGCAACCUUUUAGCGUUCGCUGCUUCUGGAAGAGCUGCUGCUGCUCCAAUCGACAAGGAAAACGACCGCUUGUAUGUUCGGGACUUCGCGCCACCGGCAAGGCGUCUCACCGGAGAAAAUGGUCGUCUUGUAGACAGCGUCAAGUUUGGUAAAUUCCUGAUUGAGUGGGAGGGCAAGGAGUACGUCGUCUACAUUGCCGAGGGUCGCGAUGGCCAAGGAUACUAUCCGAUCGUGCGCAACCAGUACGUGUUGUCGUCUUCAGUCCACGCCAGCGAAAAGCUUCUGCUUGAGGCCGGUCGAUUCACCAACAGUGUGGAAGGAGCGGUGCUUGUCUUUGAUCAAGGCUAUUGGCAGAAGAACCACGAGCUGUGGGAGAGUAUCCAAGAAGCAGAAUGGAGCAAUGUCAUUCUUGAUGAAGGCAUGAAACACGACUUAAUCAAAGAUGUCGACAACUUCUUCGAUGGCCAGGACACAUACCAAAAGCUCAAGGUGCCCUGGAAGCGCGGUGUCAUUUACUAUGGCCCUCCAGGCAAUGGCAAGACGAUCAGUAUCAAAGCUCUGAUGCACUCGCUCUACAAACGUAAGGACCCAGUUCCUACUCUUUACGUCAAGUCACUCGUUAGUUACGGGGGUCCUGAGUACUCUCUCUCAAUGAUCUUUGGACAAGCUCGGCGCUAUGCUCCAUGCUUCCUCAUAUUCGAGGAUCUCGACACCAUUAUCACAGAACAGACACGCUCGUACUUCCUAAACGAGGUUGAUGGCUUGCGCUCGAACGAUGGCAUCUUUAUGGUUGGAUCCACGAACCACCUUGAUCGCCUGGAUCCCGGCAUUUCUAAGCGCCCCUCUCGCUUUGAUCGGAAAUAUCUCUUUCCAAAUCCGGACCACGAGCAGCGUGUCAUGUACGCCCACUUCUGGCAAGGAAAACUAAAGGACAACAAGGACAUAGAGUUCCCAGACAAGCUCUGUGAGGCAGUAGGCAGUAUCACAGAUGGUUUCUCCUUUGCAUACAUGCAAGAGGCUUUUGUGGCAUCUCUGCUAGCUCUUGCACUCCGCGACAAGGAAGAGGGACAUCAUGAUGCUGAUCUGGACAAGCUUCCUUUGUGGCAACAGCUCAAAAAACAGAUCAAGAUUCUCAGAGACGAACUUAACCAAGACCCAGGAGAGGCAUUGGCAGCACUCAAGGUCUAG
Messenger RNA from Aureobasidium uvarum, 1353 nucleotides. The record is from the annotation of a GenBank genome assembly. Lineage: Eukaryota; Fungi; Ascomycota; Dothideomycetes; Dothideales; Saccotheciaceae.